AUGCAGGUUUUGCUAGAAACAAUGUCAGGAAAUUCUGAUGAGUCCACAAUUUCCACGGUUAUGGAUAUCGAACCGGCUCGUUUUGCUAAUUUUGACCCAUCAAGCAUCACUACACUGGUUAGAACAAGAAACAGGAGGUUGCUACAAGAUCUUGGAGGGUUAGAUGCAAUAAUUAGAGCCCUGGAAACAGAUACAGAAAAUGGUAUUCGUGGCGACAGCAGAGAUAUUGAUGCCCGAAGAAAUAUCUUCAGCUCCAAUUCGAAUCAGCUUCAGGAAAGAAAUCUUGUCAAGUGCUUCUGUGUUUGUGCAGUGAAAGCAAUCAAAGACCCCUUGAUCAUCAUCGUAGUAGUUUUUACGGUCCUUUCUCUUGGUUUUGGCAUAAAAAAAGAUGGUCUAGAAUGGAUAUGGCCAGAAGGGGCGAUCAAACUCCUGGCUAUUUUCACAGUUGUGAUUGUCUCAGCUGGAACUAAUUUCUGGCCUAUUACUCAAUGCCACGAUUCCUCAGGGACCAGCAGCUACACCCCUCAGGUAGAUGUUGUGAGAGCCGGUGAAUGGACCAAAAUCCCAAUAUCAAGCGUUGUGGUGGGAGAUAUUGUUUUCCUGAAACCUGGGGAUCAAGUUCCAGGUGAUGCAUUGUUCAUAGAUGGGAGCUCAUUACACCUGGAGAACUUAAUCAAUGUUAAUGGAAGAUCAGAGUGCGUGGAAGUUGGACAUGAGAACAAGAAUCCCUUUUUGUUCUCGGGUAGUAUGGUAGUUGAUGGCUAUGCUAGGAUUAUUGUUACGGCAGAUGGGAAAAACAAAAGAAACCAUCAACAAGUGAUAUGGAUGGAGGGAAAGCAUGCAGACGAGUUAUUGAACCUUACCACUGUAGUUGGUAAGUUAGGUCAAGCAGUUGCCUUCGCAACAUUUUUCUUGUUUUUGUGUCGUUUCUUUGCUGGAAAUGUUUACCAUGAUGACAAGAAGGGAAAUAAGGCCUUAUUAGGUGACGAAAAGGUGGAGAUUUGGGAUCAUUUGCUUGCUUUUGUGGGAAUCCUAGCAGCUCCUGCUUUGAUUGCUCUGACAUCAGGGCUGGAAGGUUUGGUUUUGGCUGUAAAAAUCACUCUAGCAUAUUCCCUGAGGAAGUUGAUGCAUGCCAAAGUUCUAGUUAGAAAGCCUUCUCUGUGUCAUUCAGUUGCUUCAGUUGACACCAUCUGUUUAAAUAAAACUGGAACAUUGACGGCAUACUUCGCAGAGGUGAAAAAGUUCUGGCUGGGUUUAAGUUCCAUUGAAGAAGCACCUCACAAUCUGAUUGCACCAAACGUUCUUGAAUUACUGCAUCAAGCCAUCGGUUUAAACACAAUUCAGCCUCGUUCUGCAAAUUCUACAUUUGCACCUCCAAUAUGUUCAACUGAAGCGGCGAUUUCUGACUGGGCUGUUCGGCAUUUCGGUAUGGACAAAGAAAAUCUGAGGCAAAGCUGCACAAUUCUUGUCAUUGAACCCUUCAACUCAGCCAACAAAAGGAGUGGAGUCUUGAUCAGCAAAAACAAUGACAACACGAUUCAUGUGCACAGAAAAGGGGCAGCUGAUGUGAUUUUGCCAAUGUGUUCUCAUUACUAUGAGACCACUGGCAUUGUGAAUGUGAUUAAUAAAACUACAAGAGCAUUAUUGGAGCAAAUACUCGAAGGAAUGACAAAAAAUGGCUUUAGAUGCAUUGCGUUUGCCCACCGGAAGACAUCGAUAGAAGAGUACUUCAACUUCUCUAAGCAACAAUUAACGUUAUUAGGCCUUGUUGGGCUUAAAAAUCCAUUAAGGAAUGGGGUUAAAAGAGUUGUAAAAGAUUGUCAGCGAGCCGGGAUAAACUUAAAAUUGCUCACAGGAGACAACAUUCUGACAGCAACAGUCGUAGCUUCUCGAAGUGGCAUACUUGAGCCUGAUAACCAGCCUGGAGAAAUAAUUGAAGGAGAAGAGUUUCGAAACUACACUUCAGAAGAAAGAAUCGAGAAACUGGAUACUAUUCGUGUUGUGGCAGGAGCUACUCCUUUUGAUAAGUUCCUUAUGGUUCAAUCCUUGAAAAAGAAAGGCAAUGUGGUUGCAUAUCUAGGCCGAGGAUUGGGGGAUGUUCAAGCAUUAAGAGAAGCAGAUGUUGGACUGUGUUUUGGAACUCAGGGUGGCACAGAAAUCCUCAAGGCAUGCUCAAAUAUUGUAAUCCAGAAGAAAGAUUUGUCCAUUGUUUUUGACAUUUUGAGAUGGGGAAGGGGAUUCUAUGUUAGCAUCCAAAUAUAUACUCAAUUCCUCAUCACAGCAACUCUUGUUGAUCUGGUGGUGGACUUUGUGAUGUCCAUUUUUCCUAGUGAUCCCCCGGAUUUUGAUGCUAUGGCAGUCAUUUCUUCAGGUAAAAUACCAUAUCCAGUUUUUCAACUUCUGUGGGUCAAGCUAAUUCUGGGAUUCUUUGCUGCUAUUUCUCUGAUAAUUAAACAGCCCUCUGAAGAGCUCAUGUCCAAGCCACCGAGGGAUCGGGACGAACCAUUGAUGAAUGAUGUUAUGCAAAGAAGCAUAAGUGCACAGGCGAUAUAUCAGAUUGCAGUAUUGCUGGCCAUCCAUUUUAAAGGCCAAUCAAUUCUGAAAGUUAAUGUGAAUGAGAAGAAUACUCUGAUCUUCACGACCUAUGUUCUGUGCCAAGUUUCCACAGUGGUCAAUGCCAGGCUUUUUGAAGAGAAGAAAAUUUUUCAGGAGAUGCACAACAAGAAAUGCUUCUGGGGAAUCAUAGGCUUCAUCGUUCUCCUCCAUGGAAUGUUGGUAGAAGUUUUGAAGAACCUUGCAGGUACUGCUCGGUUGGAUUCUAGGCAAUGGGGCAUAUGUUUCUUGAUUGCCGUUGCAUCUACUCCAAUCAGCGGGCUGCUUAAGUAUGCAACUGCCAUGAGGAUACCAUUUCUGACCAAUGUCAGAGGAACAAAUCCGAAGGCCAAAAUCGAUUAG
Molecule: messenger RNA, 2955 nt
Organism: Coffea eugenioides
Lineage: Eukaryota; Viridiplantae; Streptophyta; Magnoliopsida; Gentianales; Rubiaceae
Product: calcium-transporting ATPase 12, plasma membrane-type-like
Exons: 2
Coding region: 1-2955 (984 amino acids)
Cellular component (GO): intracellular membrane-bounded organelle
Molecular function (GO): P-type calcium transporter activity; nucleotide binding
Source: RefSeq, a predicted model, not a curated record